This is a messenger RNA of Microstroma glucosiphilum, 531 nucleotides long. RefSeq lists its product as hypothetical. Lineage: Eukaryota; Fungi; Basidiomycota; Exobasidiomycetes; Microstromatales; Microstromataceae. The transcript is spliced from 3 exons. The annotation marks the transcript as partial. The record is from RefSeq and is a predicted model, not a curated record.
UACUGCUGCUUAGGUCUACAAGCGCUUGCAGUAGCUGCCACGCCUCUGUACUUCAUCACUGCUGCAAGGCGCGGCAACUUCUCUCUCCGAGGUCUGGCCAGGCACAACUUCACGACUCCCCUCUUCGGAGGCGCUGCGGGUUACGGAGGCGGAUACAUCUGGGCCAACACCCUCAGCCCCACUGACGCGGCGACCACUAGCUUCAACUAUCGCCAUGAUCAGGCGGCCGUGAGGCGAGACGAUUACUAUAUCAUCGGAGCCGUGCUGGGAGCACUCCUCACUCCUGCGCUCUUCCUGGGUCGCACCGGUCUGCUGCGAGGCGCCCUUGGCGGGGGUCUCGGUCUAGGCGGUACAGCCGGUCUGGCGUACAGUCUCGUGCAGGGCCAAUCCACCGACGCCAUUGCCAACAAGGGUCACGAAGCGCUAAACAAAGCUGGCGCUGGGGAUCAUCAAAGCCUUUCGGGACAGGCAAAGGGAGCGGCUGAAGAAGUGAGGAGCAAGGCGCUCGGAGCGCUGGGAAAGGGACCUUGA